Molecule: messenger RNA, 2132 nt
Organism: Oncorhynchus tshawytscha (Chinook salmon)
Lineage: Eukaryota; Metazoa; Chordata; Actinopteri; Salmoniformes; Salmonidae
Product: interferon-induced protein 44-like
Exons: 6
Coding region: 717-1421 (234 amino acids)
Source: RefSeq, a predicted model, not a curated record
UCCGCUUGAUUUCUCCAUGGCCCAGGUAUCUGCACUGGAUUUGGGGGGCGAGAAACAGUUGUUACAGUUUUUUCACGAACCUGUCCGACUUCACCUGCUCUACAAGGUGCCCCACCGUGGAUUUAAGAUAAGCGAUUUGAUUUCUAAAUUCGAUCAAGAGGGAAGAUUCGUCGUAAUCGUUUAUUUGGAAUCCGGCACGAUGAAGGGGGGAUAUAUGAGUAAACGACCUGGUUUUUAUUGCCAAGAGGACAGAGGGGCAUUUGUCUUUGAAAUAGACCAUCAAAAAGCAAACGUAUUUCCUGUCGUGAAGCACCAUAAUUCAAUCAUUUUUAAUAGAGAAAAAAUAGGCUUUGGGGGUUGGCUAAACAUUUACAGCAAUAAGGACAACACACUCUGUGUUGAUGUGGGGUUCGAUGAUACCUACACACCCACCGAUUGGAGUGACGAGUUUGAGGUGUCCUUCAUGGUUGUGGAGUUGCAUCGCAUUCAAAGUAAUUCUGCCCCAAUUCAAUGUGAUGAAUUAAAUGUACUCUCUGAAAAUGUAGUCUAGGCCUACUGUAAUUGUUUGUUAUUUUUAUGUUCAAGGUGUUGGAGAUGUGCUGCUGAACCCUUGGAGGGAGCUGUCGUGGACUGAGAAAGAGAGGGGGUCACUGAGGAAGAAUCUGGUCUCCUUCAAACCGGCCUGCCAGUCUCUGAACCAAAUCAGGGUUCUGCUGAUGGGUCCUCCUGGGUCAGGAAAAUCCAGCUUCAUCAACUCUGUCAGAUCUGUGAUGUUCGGAAGAGUCCUUCUCCUGCCUUUUAUUGGCACUGCAACAAAGGGCUUCAUCAAGAAGCUGAAGUCAUAUGACAUCCGGUCAGAGAGAGGAGGGAAGCCCACAGCUCUGACCCUGUGUGAUGUGUUGGCUCUGGGGGACGGUGAGACGACUGACCUGACCGUCCGAGACGCACUGGCUGUCAUCAACGGGCACGCCCCCAAUCGACACAAGUUUCAAAGUGAAUCGCCCAUCAAAGCUGAGACUUCAGGUUACAGACCUGUUCCAUCGGUAAAUGACCAAAUCCAUUGUGCGGUGUUUGUUUUGAAUGCCUGCCAAGUCAUGACCACCAGUGAUGACCUUACAGAGACACUGAGGACACUUCAAGCUGAAAUCUCAGACCUAGACAUCCCCCAGGUGGUUCUGUUGACCCAUGUGGACCAGGUGUGUCAUGCCGUCCAAGAGGAUGUGAAGUUUGUCUACUCCAGCCGGAUCCUACAGGAGAAGAUGCAGAAACCAGCAGAGGUGGUGGGUUUGCCAGUGUCCUAUGUGCUUCCAGUGAAGAACUAUUCCAGUGAGUUGUCUGUGAGCUGCAACACUGACAUCCUGCUGCUGAGUGCAGUUCAUCACAUUCUCCAAGCUGUGGACGACACAUUUGAGGAUUACUGACCUUCAACCCCUGCAGAUGCCAGUCCAGUGAUGGUUUAAUGUUUGAUAAGUAACUGGGUAGAAAGGUGUUGUGCUGCAAUGCAUGUGUCAUUAGCAGUGUUGGGAGUAGUUACUUGAAAAAGUAAUAUUACAUGAAAGUAACGCAUUUCUUGUUAUAUUACUUUGUGUUGCUUUCAUGAAAAUAAAUCUCAAAACCUUAUAGUUUGUUUAACUUUCUGAGCCUCAGAGGGAGGGAGGUAAGCCACGCACACUCUACAAAAGAUAGGUUCAUCUAAAAAAAAAUAUUCUCUCCUUCAACCCAAUCAGGAACAUCUUGGUCACAACUAUUUCCUAAGUGGUGUAGUCUGAUAUAUUCACUGAUGUAUUUAUGUUUGCAUUGAAGAUUUAUACCAAAGUAUAGGUAGCCUCUCACACAAGACAACCUUUUUAUGCACUGUGAGAUGCACAGGAGGUUGUUGGCACCUUAAUUGGGGAGGACGGGCUUGUGGUAAUGGCUGGAGCGGAGUAAGUGCAAUGGUAUCAAAUACAUCAAACACAUGGUUCCAUGCAUUUGAUGCCAUUUCAUUCCUUCGGUUCCAGCCAUUAUAAGGAAGAGUCCUCCCCUCCGCAGCCUCCACUGGUGAGAUGUAGGCUAAGCAUUGUUGUUUUCAUCCAUUUUAAAAUCAAGAAAAUAUCGCCCUACUGUUCUGUAAAUUCAACCAUCUAAAUCAA